This is a messenger RNA of Nothoprocta perdicaria, 3843 nucleotides long. It is a transcript of the gene TRIM66, whose product is annotated as tripartite motif containing 66. The coding region runs from base 1 to 3789 and encodes 1262 amino acids. The record is from RefSeq and is a predicted model, not a curated record. Gene Ontology annotation, molecular function: zinc ion binding; protein binding. Lineage: Eukaryota; Metazoa; Chordata; Aves; Tinamiformes; Tinamidae. The transcript has 20 exons.
AUGGGCAUGAACACCUGCCUUCUGAAAAAGGCCUGUAGACUAGCUCAGCAAACAUUUCUUGCUGGAGAUGGAGAGCAGUCCCUGAUACCGUGUGGAAGCUGCUUUCAUCUGCAGCACGGCAAAGCCCGGUCCCAGGGAGCCCGCUGCGAGCGUGCCUCUGCUCCAGAACCGCCCGCUGCCGGCACAAGCGCUCUCAGUGCCCCCUUAUGCAGAGGUAUCCUUUCCUGUCCCCUGUGCAAGGAGACCUGCUUUGCAAGAGAUGUAACUGAAAAUAUUUUCCUCAAGGACUUUCCUACUAGAUAUUCAGCUAUGGCAAAGAGCUGCUCAACGUGUAAAGAGAAGAGACCUGCACACAGUCUCUGUACAAGCUGCAAUAAGUGGCUGUGCAGUUCGUGCACAGAAGAACACAGACAUAGCAAGGAAACUGGAGACCCCUUCUUAUCUGCAUCCAUGAAGGGCUGUUCAGCAACCAACGAAGAAGCAAGUGAGCUUUCCUUAUUUUGUCCAAUGCAUACUCAAGAGCUGCUCAAGCUGUUCUGUGAGACCUGUGAUACCCUUACGUGUCGCAGCUGCCUUAUGACAGAGCAUAAGGAGCACAGGUUCAGGCACCUUGAUGAAGCUCUGCAAAAUCAAAGAGUUAUCCUGGAGAAUGUCAUAGCUAAAGUGGAGGAGAAAAGAAAUGGGAUUCAGGCUUCAACUAAACAGAUUGAAGACAGGCUGCUUGAAGUAAAACACUUGUACAAAAAAGUUGAGAAUCAAAUCAAAAUGGCCAAGAUGGUUUUGAUGAAUGAAAUCAAUAAAAGAACUAAUAUCCUUCUUGAACAACUAGAAAGAAUCACCAGUGAAAGGAAGCACAAAUUGGAACAACAGCUGCAAGGUGUUGUGAUUUUAAGCAGACAGGUUGAACACGUGCAGAACUUCAUCAGCUGGGCAGUGUGCAGUAAAAACAGCAUCCCCUUUCUCUUCAGUAAAGAGCUGAUUGUAUUUCAGAUACAGCGCUUGUUAGAGACAAACUGUAAUGCAGAUGUUGGCCCUCCCCUGAAGAUCAGAUUUGCUUGGGAUCCCUCCUACUGGACUAAGCAGCUGUCCAGUUUAGGAGGUUUCACUAUGGAUGGUGGACACGUUUCUCAUCCAGAUGUGCUGCUCUGUGGAAAUGCACAAGGGCUGCAGACACCCUUGUAUCAUGGGCAUCAUUCACCAGCAUCACAGCUAGAGCCUGCCAAUAGCCAGCCCCACCAGCUGCCACCUCCCGCUCAGUGUCCCACGCCUGUAUGUUGCUCGCACUGCCUCAAUGCGCCCCUGCCUAACAAGGCUCAGCCUGCUCAACAAAACAUGAACCAUCAGCAGAAUUUUCGACAGCCUCCCGAACCUCAUAAGCAGCAUUUUCCUCUGCAGUACAGUACGCAGCAACAUGACAAAGAGCAGAGGUGCACUCCACAGCCUCUGAAACUAGCACAGUCCGGGCUGGAGCAGGAGCCUCCGUCAGAGGCAGAGAGCGUGUCUGGAAGAAUCGGAAAGCAUUCCGCAGCCCAGCAGCUGCAGCAGGCUGCUCCUCCCCGUUACGCUGUUGCACUGCACGAGGCUCAGCAAGUUCACACAAGCCACCAACAGCCAUUGUGCACACAAGCUCAUUUGCAGACUCCGACUGUACAAGUGCAACUUAGCCAUCACCAGAAGAUAAAGCCCAACCAUCUGCAGCAGUCACCGGCAUCACCAUCCCCAGGUCAGAAUGAGAGCACCCACAAACAGGUCAUCCAACAGAGUCUGGACAUAAUGCACCACCAGUUUGAACUGGAAGAGAUGAAAAAGGAUCUGGAGCGUCUUCUCCAAGCUCAAGGACAGUCUAGCUUGCAGCUGAACCAAGCCAAACCACCUCAACAUGUUCAACAGACCAUAGUUGGUCAGAUAAACUAUAUAGUGAGACAGCCAGCCCCAACUCAGCAGCAAAUCCAAGAUGAAGCACAGAUAUGUGAGAGUUCUACUGAACUAGAUGCCCAGAAGCCGUUAAUUUCCUUUGACAGAAGUGAUAAUCCCUCCCUGUCACAGUCAUUGGAUGAAGGAUCCAGUGUCAGCAGUCACUCCUCUGAGAGCACAUUGCAACAACCUGCUUUCCAUCCAGUGAGAAAGCGUUCAUCAUCAUUAAACGUUUUGGACUUUUCAAGUGGUUUAGAAAUGGAAUUGCCUUCCACGAGGUUAUCUAGGUCAGUGGAUCCGCAGGUGCAAGGUGCUGCUGCUGCAGAGCUCAGCCCGCCCCAGGACACCCCCCGUGAGUGUAACACACCGGCAGCAUCGGCGCCCAGGCACAGCUCGGCCUCGGGCAGAGCUCCAGGUGACCUGAGCCCAGGGGCAGCCGCCAGCCUCGCGCCAGGGGAUGCACUCCAGGGCAGUGUCAAGUGUAAGCUGGAAGAGGAAGACUUCAGUACUGUGAAUCAUCCUCUAGAGAACAACUUGGCUACAGCUGGGCCAGAUGUGAAUGAAUUCACUCUUUCUAUGCAAAACGUGCUGGAAGAACCUAUCAAUCUAUCAAUUAAAAAACCUCAGUGUUGUGCUUCUCUUCCUGAACUGUUCAGCAACAAUACUUUCCUGACGCUGAAUGCUGGAAUGAGACAACAUGGGAAUGAAGAAGAUUCCAAUAACUGUGAAAAGGAACAUUUUGAAAUGGGUAUGAAAAGCAAUCAGAAUGUCAGAGCUGGCACUAAGGAGCUGAAGAUCCCCUAUGUGCGACUUGAACGCCUGAAGAUGUGUGUGUCAGAAGCGGGGGAUCUGCCAGUGUUUAAGCUGCAGCCGCAGGAGAGUGAGCAGGAGGGUGCUUUCCUUCUGGUAAUUGAAUGUGGGUCCCAGUCUUCAAGUAUGGCAAUAAAAAUAAAUAAAAACAGUCUUUCUGAAGGACCGAAAUCCAAAGAGGACCCAGAAGAUAGAGAAGUCCUUGCUGCCCACACUGCAGGACACACGCUGUCUCCUCCAGCAGAUCCUCUGUCAGUUAAUCAGAAGCUCAGCAACGGCAGCUCCCUCGUGAAGAAACCUCCAGUGACUCAGGAAGUCACUCCAAUAGAAAAUGAGGAUUUCUGUGCUGUGUGUCUUAAUGGAGGAGAACUGUUGUGCUGUGAUCACUGCCCCAAGGUGUUCCAUCUCUCAUGCCAUGUUCCAGCCCUGCUCAGCUUUCCAGUGGGAGAAUGGGUUUGUACACUUUGCCGUAAUCCAGUGAAGCCAGAGGUAGAAUAUGACUGUGAAAAUGCUCGUUACAGCCACAGUAAUAAAGCACCAGAUGGCCUUGAUGAAUAUGACCAGAAGAAGUGUGAAAAGUUGCUGCUUUCCCUGUUCUGCAGUAGCCUGAGCCUCCCGUUCCACGAGCCUGUGAGCCCCCUUGCUCGGCAUUAUUAUCAGAUCAUAAAAAAGCCAAUGGAUUUGUCAACCAUACGAAAAAAGCUGCAAAAAAAGGACAAAUCCCACUAUUCAUCUCCGGAAGAACUCGUGACUGAUGUGCGCCUCAUGUUUUGGAACUGUGCAAAGUUCAAUUACCCAGAUUCGGAGGUUGCUGAGGCUGGACGAUGCUUAGAUGUAUUCUUUCAGGGCAAACUGAAGGAGAUUUAUCCAGACAGACAUUUUCCUUCGAUGCAACAAGAUGACUCCGAUUCUGAAGAGGUGGAGAGUCACAAUAACAAAAUGCCCUCCAAAGACUUCCAGUGGCCAUCAUAUGGACAGGAGUGUGUUCAGCCUAAAAGGAGACGGCGCCACGCUGUAAGAAUGCAAAAGCAAAAGCAUUUGGUUGCCAAGUGGCCAGCCUGCUAAUUCUGUUUACAGCUACUGAUGAGGAGUUUUGACAGUGCUGUAUGGGAAAACUGU